Molecule: messenger RNA, 2461 nt
Organism: Grus americana (Whooping crane)
Lineage: Eukaryota; Metazoa; Chordata; Aves; Gruiformes; Gruidae
Gene: FAM8A1
Product: family with sequence similarity 8 member A1
Exons: 5
Coding region: 177-1352 (391 amino acids)
Source: RefSeq, a predicted model, not a curated record
GGGGAAGAGGAGGAAGCCUGGUUCUUUCCUGGCGCAACGGCAGAAAGGGGUUUUAAGGAGAGUGGUACGCUCCGCGUCAGGCUGGGUGUCUGUAGGAUUCCGCCCAGUGUUUGUCCACUCUCUUUGCUUUCCCCCCCCUCCUCUAUGGUGAGAGAGGCGAGGCGCCUCCCCAGCGCAUGCGCGGUGAGCGGAGACGCUCAGUGUCAGAGGGGAUGGAGGAGAUGGCGGAACCCAGCGCGGAGCCGGACGCGGGUCGGACCGGCGCUGGGGCGUCAGCGAUGGCGGAGAGCGUCAGCGAGAGGAGCGACAGCGAGAGCAAUGACAGCGUCGCAGGAGGGGAGGCCGCCGCUGCGUCGUCACCGCCGUGCUCCCCUCCGGCGGCCGGUGGGGGCGAGGGCGGUGGGGCGAAGCCGCUGAGCGCGGCGGAGUACGCGCGGCGCGUGCACCAGUGGCUCUGGGACUCGUACUGCGGGUACCUCAGCUGGCAGAGCUGCCUGCCCGCGCUCCUCGCCGCCUCCGCCGCCGCCUCCGCCGCGCCAGCCUGUGCCGCCGGCCCCCCUCGCGUCGCCGCGCCGCCGCCCGCUCCUUCCCCGCCGCCGGGGGCGGCCGCCGCCGCCUACUACAGCCCCUUUUACCUCUUCGCUCCGGCGCCAGCUCACACGGCCACCGCCGGGCCGGGGCCCCGCUCCGCAGCCGCCGCAGCCGCUGCCCCCGCUUGGCCGGGAGCGGCGGGGAGGUUGACCCCCCUGCCAAGGGCGGCUUCCAGCAGCGCCACCGGCACCAGCGGCAGCGGCGCCCCCAGGGAGGCGGGGCGGCCGGCAGGUCGGGAGUUCAUUAUCCCUUCGCUGGCACACAGGUUCAUAGCAGAGAUGGUGGAUUUUUUUAUUCUGUUCUUUAUAAAGGCAACCAUUGUUUUAAGUAUUAUGCACCUCAGUGGAAUAAAGGACAUCUCUAAAUUUGCCAUGCAUUACAUCAUAGAAGAAAUAGAUGAAGAUACGUCCAUGGAAGAUUUGCAGAAAAUGAUGAUAGUAGCUCUCAUCUACAGGUUAUUAGUCUGCUUCUAUGAGAUAAUCUGUAUUUGGGGAGCAGGUGGAGCGACCCCAGGGAAAUUCUUGCUUGGACUGCGAGUUGUGACAUGUGAUACAUCUGUACUUAUUGCGCCCAGCCGUGUGUUAGUCAUUCCAUCUUCUAAUGUCAGUAUGACAACGUCCACAAUACGAGCUUUGAUCAAGAAUUUUUCUAUUGCUUCAUUUUUCCCUGCAUUCAUUACACUGCUGUUUUUCCAGCAUAACAGAACAGCCUAUGAUAUCGUAGCAGGGACUAUUGUGGUAAGAAGAAAUGGAGUCAGAUGAUACCAAAAGAUGAGAUUUCCAGACUGGUUUUGAACAACCCUUCCCACCCCCGGUGAGCAAAGACCUACCCCAAAACUGAAACUGUGAGGUGUCUAUCAGAAUCUUUUGCCCAAAUUAAACGGGAACUGAUUCAGAAGCUAAAGAAAGUGUUUUGCUCCAGUAUGAUGCCAGCAGCAGAUAUUUUUUUCAUAAAUGCCAAAGAAGUUUGGGAGAAAUGAUACAUAUUAAAUCCGGAAGUAUUAACCUCUGAUUGAUGAGAAAGAAAGCGGCUGUAUUAACUGCAGAAAGGAGCUGUUCUGCUCAUCAGUCUGUGGAAAGCCGAUACCUAGAAAUAUUCCACCUUGAAAGAAAUGUUGCUCCUACAGUUUUGGAUGUUGGCAGGUAACUAGAAAAUCAAGUUGUUUUCCAAGCAGUUGCCCAAGUCAUAUUAUAAACUCUGAGGGGAAGAGGACUGCAGUAUUAGCCAGUAAGGCAAAUCAUGUUAAUUAAAUUGCCAUGUGCGUAGAAAGAGAGAUGAGCAGCGGUUAUCAUGUCCCUUAUUAUUGCUUCACAGAUCGUAUUACCUCACCUCUUUAUUUUAUCAGAACAUCGAUGUGAAAAGUUUUUUUGCAUGAUUGUCUCAAGCAUUGUCACUUACUUCACAUAUCAAAGCUAAUAGAGAGGUGAAAUAAUAGCUGCCUUUUCUCUGGGAAGGGUAUGUUACACUGCAGUGUUAGCGAAUUGGCGUGUGUAAAUAACUUUGGAGCUAUGAACAGUACAGAUGAUGCUAAUGAAAGGUAACUUGUUUGCUUCUGUUUGGAGUGAAAGCACUUGUCUCUUUCUUGCAUAAAAUACCAAGCAAAACAACUGAAUGCAUUUCAGGAGCAUGCAGAAAACAUUAACUGAAAUGUGUUAUGGGUGUAAAUCUACAGCAGUACAAAUACCGGUGAUUUUCACUUUAUAAUUCUGGCUAAUUGUAUAUUGAGUAACUUAAUACUGAAUAAAGAAGCCUAAUAUUUUGCAUGAUUACAUAGCUUUGUAAUUUGUUUAUUCUCAUGUUAUUAGUAUCUUGGGAAAGGAAUAUAAGCAACAAUGUUCAUGUUUUAUUAAAACUUGAGUUUGGAAUUCUU